Messenger RNA from Cavenderia fasciculata, 417 nucleotides. It is a transcript of the gene rpb4, whose product is annotated as DNA-directed RNA polymerase II subunit 4. Lineage: Eukaryota; Evosea; Eumycetozoa; Acytosteliales; Cavenderiaceae. The coding region runs from base 1 to 417 and encodes 138 amino acids. The record is from RefSeq and is a predicted model, not a curated record. Gene Ontology annotation, molecular function: nucleotide binding; translation initiation factor binding. Gene Ontology annotation, biological process: positive regulation of translational initiation; mRNA export from nucleus in response to heat stress; transcription initiation at RNA polymerase II promoter. Gene Ontology annotation, cellular component: P-body; RNA polymerase II, core complex. The transcript has 2 exons.
AUGUCAGAUCCUUUAAUUAAACGUGCAGGCAUUCAAGAAGAGGAGGAUUUGGUUACAUUGCAAUUCCCAAAAGAUCUCCAACAAGCAAAGUUCUUGUUAAACUCUGAAGUAGCUAUCUUUUUAGAAUGUCGUAAAGAGUUUGAAAGCGAGAAUCAAACAGAGUUUCCACAAACAUUUCACAAGACAUUAGCAUACGCUGAAAGAUUCAGUAGAUACAAGAACAAGACAUCGAUCAAACAAGUACGUGCUGCAUUGUCGAAACAGAACUUACACGAAUUUGAGAUUGCCAGUUUGGCUAAUCUCUGUCCAGAAAACUCAGACGAAGCAAAGAGUUUGAUCGUAUCACUCAAGAGAUUCGAUGAUGAUACCAUUCAAGCUAUUUUAGAUGAACUUUCUAAUUUAAGAAAGUUUAAUUAA